CGAAAACAAUCAACAUCUAAAAGCAAUAACAAAAUAUUCAAAAACAAUUAACAGAAGAAGACAUGAAAGCAAAAACCUUUUUUCUAUAGCAGGCGAACACAACCAAAAACACAAAUCCUGAACAGAUAAUCAUAGCAAACAAAUUUGAAAAUAAUUACGAAAAUACAAAGGGUGUUAACUACGCCACAAUAAAUCCAAUUAAAAGUGAAAGCUGCUUUUAAAGCCGUCAUUGUUUUUAUACAUAUAUAUAUAUAUAUAUAUAUAUAUAUGAUGUGGAGCACGAUAUCGCCGACAAAUUCAAACAAGCUCUUAAUAGGCAGUACACGCAGCGUUGACUAUGUCGGUGAUAAUUCUACUAAGUCGACCAAGAUCUCAAUUGCAAUGGAAAUCCAUAUACAGAAUAAGUGCAUUUCAGCAUAGCGUAUCACUCUGGAGGGUGGUGCAGAGCCCCCAUGGCUACAGGGCCCCCUUAAAGCGGCAUUUUUGGGGGCUUCUGGCGUCGGAAAAACCAGUAUUUUACAGCAAUUCUUCUAUCAUGACUUUCCGAGAACACAUCAAACAACAACAAAACGUAAGGUGUAUAAAAGCUGUUUGGUAUGCGAUACUUGCAUACGGGAGCUGAUGGUUGUCGAUGUGCCACCGCAGAAACGGUUUCCUGAAGAUAAUUUUGCCGAAUGGAAUAACGGUCAUCCACUUGGACUGAGAACUGUCCAUGCCUACGUUUUAGUAUUCGAUAUGGGAAAUUUGGAAACAUUUCGGUAUUGCAGAUCGAUGAGAGAUCAAAUAUUGGAUAGUUUUAGUCAUCGUGAUUUUAGUUUAAUUGUAGUUGGCAAUAAAUUUGAUACAAUAACUGAAACACAAGCAAAUUCACAGGAGUUAAAAGAUAUUUCCACUUUAGUACGUAAACAUUGGCGCUGUGGUUAUGUAGAGUGCUCAGCGCAGUAUAACUAUAAAAUUGGUGAUGUAUUUCGUGAAUUAAUGGGUUGUACCAGUACUGGUGGUGUCAUUGGCACCGAAUUUUCACAAUCAAAUAGAAAUAAAGGACGUUGUACAAUACUUUAGCGAUUUCUGCAUAAGAUUUUUAAUACAUCAUCAUUAUCAGCAUUGUAACAUAGAUCUAUAGAUAUAUAUAUAUAGAGUAUAUAGAAUAAUAA
This is a messenger RNA of Glossina fuscipes, 1154 nucleotides long. RefSeq names its product ras-like protein family member 10B. NCBI's taxonomy places the organism in Eukaryota, Metazoa, Arthropoda, Insecta, Diptera, Glossinidae. Gene Ontology annotation, molecular function: GTP binding; GTPase activity. The record is from RefSeq and is a predicted model, not a curated record. The transcript has 6 exons.